AUGUAUUACAAGAAAGCAGUCCUAACAUCCCUAUUAACCAGUAUUGCACUAAGCGCAUACGCUCCACCUGAGCCAUGGGCAACCUUAACACCAAGUUCCAAAAUGGAUGGUGGUACAACAGAUUACCGAACUUCAUUUGGUCUCGCUGUUGUACCUUUCACUAUUAUUGAAAGUAAGGUCAAAAGAAAUGUCAUUUCACAAAUCAAUGACGGUCAAGUGCAAGUGACGACACAAAAAGUACCUGCUCCAGUUUCACAAAUAGGUGACGGUCAGGUACAAGUUAGCACGCAGAAAGUACCUUCCGUGUCUCACAUAGUGUCACAAAUAGGUGAUGGUCAAUUACAAUUAACUACAGCCAAAAAUGUUGCUACAAAAUCCACCAUUUCUGUAUCAACUAAAACUGCAACUGCAACCGCUAUAUCUCAAAUUCAUGAUGGUCAAGUUCAAGUAACCACAGUAUCCACAAGUAAGCGUGAGCCUUCAAAGAGCAGGCUAGAACCAACAGAAAGCUCAAAUAACGAAACUGUAAUCAAAGUACAAGCCUGCAAAAAUUCUGGCACAUUGGAAAUGACAUUACAGGGUGGUGUUCUGAUUGACUCCAAGAAUAGAAUUGGGUCUAUUGUAGCAAACAGACAGUUUCAAUUUGAUGGGCCACCUCCACAGGCAGGCGCUAUCUACGCUGGUGGCUGGUCGAUAACAAAGCAUGGCACUUUAGCUAUCGGUAAUAAUGACGUGUUUUACCAAUGUUUGUCGGGCACCUUCUAUAACCUUUACGAUCAGUCUAUUGGCGGUCAAUGUAAUCCUGUCCAUUUACAAACAGUUGGUCUCGUUGAUUGUUGA
Messenger RNA from Saccharomyces mikatae IFO 1815, 840 nucleotides. RefSeq names its product beta-1,3-glucan linked protein (gene PIR5). Gene Ontology annotation, biological process: fungal-type cell wall organization. The coding region runs from base 1 to 840 and encodes 279 amino acids. Gene Ontology annotation, molecular function: structural constituent of cell wall. The record is from RefSeq and is a predicted model, not a curated record. Gene Ontology annotation, cellular component: fungal-type cell wall. Lineage: Eukaryota; Fungi; Ascomycota; Saccharomycetes; Saccharomycetales; Saccharomycetaceae. The transcript has a single exon.